Amphiprion ocellaris (clown anemonefish) is the source of this 1350-nucleotide messenger RNA. It is a transcript of the gene hspb1, whose product is annotated as heat shock protein, alpha-crystallin-related, 1. NCBI's taxonomy places the organism in Eukaryota, Metazoa, Chordata, Actinopteri, Pomacentridae. The record is from RefSeq and is a predicted model, not a curated record. The transcript is spliced from 4 exons. Gene Ontology annotation, molecular function: protein folding chaperone. Gene Ontology annotation, biological process: response to heat; protein refolding. Bases 89 to 697 code for a protein of 202 amino acids.
CAGCACAUUGGGUAAACAUUUUCAGAGAGGCCAAAGAGCUCUUCAUUUGCACACAGCAGCACUCCUCUGCCGCCUGAACACAACCAUCAUGAGUGAGAGACAUAUUCCUUUCACCCUGCUCCGCACCCCCAGCUGGGACCCAUUCCGUGACUGGCACCAGAGCAGCCGCAUCUUUGACCAAGCCUUCGGUAUGCCGGCUCUGCCCGAGGACUUCGCCACAUUCCCCAGCACCCACUGGCCGGGGUACCUGAGGCCCUCCAUCCUGGCCCCAGAAAUUGGAGCCAUGAUGCCCCACGCUCCCAUGAUGUACGCCAAUCCCAUGAUGGCCCAGCAAGCUCGGGUCCUGUCCCGCCAGAUGAGCAGUGGUAUGUCAGAGAUCAAGCAGACCCAAGACACCUGGAAAAUGUGUCUGGAUGUCAACCACUUCUCACCUGAGGAGCUGGUGGUGAAGACUAAGGAUGGUGUGGUGGAAAUCUCUGGCAAACAUGAGGAGAGGAAGGACGAGCAUGGCUUUGUUUCCAGAUGCUUCACCAGGAAAUACACCCUCCCCCCAUCAGCAGACAUUGAGAAGGUGACCUCCUCCCUGUCUCCUGAGGGGCUUCUGACCGUGGAGGCUCCUUUGAUCAGGCCUGCAAUUGAGUCUGCAGAGACUACGAUACCUGUCAACGUGGACAAAGGUGGUGUGGUUAAGAAGUAGGACGAAAAGCAGCGCAACGUGUCGCACACACACGCACACACUCACACACACACACACACACACACACACACACACACACACACACACACACACACACACACACACACACACACUCAAUGAAGCAUUUUAUUUCUGCUUUUAGAAAGGUGAAGAAGCAGCUUACUGCUCUCACUAAACCAGGCUUGCUGUCAUGCCCCGAGAGAGAGGGGGAUUGCCCUUGCUCUUCUCUCUCCCCUCUGUCUUUGGUAAUGAGCCAACCCCAGCUGAGUGCACUGUGUUAACACAUCUGCACCAGUGCCAUAUGCCAGCUCUUUGUGCUGUAAUUACACUCUUCAUCUGAAUAAGGGAAAUUUCAACUUAGCCCUGUUUAAAGAUUCUUUUUGCUGCCUUUCCCUCACUUAACACACAUGCUUCACAUGCUGCCUCCUCACAUAUGCUCAAGACAACAGCAAAGCAGACUGUAAUAGCAGAGAUCUUGAAAAUUAAGGAAUCAAUGUCCCAAGAUAGCAUUGUAGACCACCACUCUAAGUAGUGAACAGUGCCUGUUAGCGAUCACACUGUGGUCUCCCUGGACUGGAAAACAACUGAUUUCUGGUGCCUUUGGAGACUGUCUGUUCAGCCAUGCAAACAGAGAAUAAAGAACACAAAACAAA